This is a messenger RNA of Mycosarcoma maydis (corn smut), 1020 nucleotides long. RefSeq names its product recombinase RAD51. Bases 1 to 1020 code for a protein of 339 amino acids. Gene Ontology annotation, biological process: mitotic recombination-dependent replication fork processing; DNA strand invasion; double-strand break repair via homologous recombination. NCBI's taxonomy places the organism in Eukaryota, Fungi, Basidiomycota, Ustilaginomycetes, Ustilaginales. Gene Ontology annotation, molecular function: single-stranded DNA binding; ATP-dependent DNA damage sensor activity; double-stranded DNA binding. Gene Ontology annotation, cellular component: condensed nuclear chromosome. The record is from RefSeq and is a predicted model, not a curated record. The transcript is spliced from 2 exons.
AUGUCGCAAAACGCUCAAGAUCCUGCUCAAAUUGGCGAAGAUGACAUGGGUGAGGCCUUCGGACCUCUCCCUGUCAGCAAACUCGAGGAGUUUGGCAUCUCGAGCUCGGACUGCAAAAAGCUGGCAGAGUCGGGCUACAACACUGUGGAGAGCAUCGCCUUCACGCCCAAAAAGCAGCUUCUGCUGGUCAAGGGCGUUUCCGAGGCAAAGGCGGACAAGAUCCUUGCUGAGGCCGCCAGGCUCGUGCCCAUGGGCUUCACCACCGCCACCGAGUUCCAUGCCCGCCGAAACGAGCUCAUAUCUAUCACAACGGGAUCCAAGAAUCUCGAUGCGAUUUUGGGUGGAGGCAUGGAAACGGGAAGCAUUACCGAGCUAUACGGCGAAUUCAGGACGGGCAAAAGCCAGCUCUGCCACACGCUUGCCGUGACUUGCCAACUGCCCGUCGAUAUGGGUGGCGGAGAGGGCAAAUGUCUCUAUAUUGACACCGAAAACACCUUCCGACCCACUCGUCUCUUGGCUGUGGCGGAGCGAUUUGGUCUAAAUGGCGAGGAGGUGCUCGACAACGUUGCCUAUGCGCGAGCCUACAACGCAGACCACCAGCUUCAAUUGCUCAUGCAAGCAUCUGCCAUGAUGGCGGAGUCACGCUUCUCCCUGCUGAUCGUUGACUCGCUUACCUCGCUUUAUCGUACUGAUUUCUCUGGACGAGGUGAGCUGUCGGCUCGACAGAUGCAUCUGGCCAAGUUCCUCCGAGGUCUCAUGCGAUUGGCCGACGAGUUUGGUGUGGCAGUCGUCAUCACGAACCAGGUCGUGGCUCAAGUGGACGGAGCCACUGCUUUCACGGCCGAUGCUAAGAAGCCCAUUGGUGGUAACAUUGUUGCACACGCAUCAACCACGAGAUUGUCACUACGCAAGGGACGCGGCAACCAGCGUAUCUGCCGUAUCGCUGACUCGCCGUGCCUCCCCGAAGCUGACGCGGUUUUCGCGAUUGGACCCGAGGGCAUCAUCGACCCUGUCGAUUGA